Jatropha curcas is the source of this 615-nucleotide messenger RNA. RefSeq lists its product as uncharacterized. Lineage: Eukaryota; Viridiplantae; Streptophyta; Magnoliopsida; Malpighiales; Euphorbiaceae. The record is from RefSeq and is a predicted model, not a curated record.
AUGGACUCGGUGAAGUAUUUAUAUGGAACGCCAUCAUUAGUGGGGAAAUUAACAAGAUGGUUAAUCAUGUUAUUUGAAUUUGAUAUUGAAUAUGUAACUAAGAAAACUAUCGAAGGACAAGCACUCACUAAUUUUCUAAUGGCACAUCUAGUUGAAGAUGAUGAACAGUGGGAGAUUGAUUUUCCUGAUGAACACUUAAACUUAAUAGAAAAGAAAGGAUGGAAGCUUUAUUUUGAUGAGUCAGCCUACACUAAAGAAGCGGGACUAGGCGUCUUGUUAGAAUCUCCACAGGGCGAAGUUAUUUCGAUGUUGAAAAGGUUGCGAUUUGUAGUAACGAAUAAUAUGAACUUCACAAAAGUAAUCUUCACAAAUAUUAGCAGAGUGAACACCAGAAUUCCUAAUGAUUUAGCCAAUCUGACAUCAACUUGGGAGGAAAUAUCCACAAUGCCAAAGAAGCCAUUUAUGAUGUCCUCGGGCAGCAUCCCGUGUUACGAAGGAGAACGGAUCAUGGAUAUGGAGAAAAAUUAUCAGCCAUGGUUCCAUGAUAUUUUGCAGUGGAUGACUAAAGGGGUUUAUCCAGAAUUAGUUACUAGAGAUGACAAACGAGCUUUAUAG